AUGCCCACUCCCAAAGUGUAUCUACGAGAGAAGCGACAGAAGCUGAGACUGGAGCAAAGCCUUGGGGUGAUGCUCCAGGACCAAGCCCCUCCCCACGAACCUCUGCUGUCCAGAGCUAUCCAGACGCCCCAGCCUUGCCCCAGGCCACAGAAACACUUCACCAAAGCCCCCAGAGACCCGGCCACCACCUUUGCGCAUGCCCCCCGCCGCCUCUCCUGCAGCCCUUUCUUCUGCCCUCCAGCGCAGGCUGCGGGAGGCCUCGAGGUGUCUGCUUUCAACCCUGCCUGGCCUGGGGGUCCUGAAGCUCAGCCCCUGCCGGGCGGGCGCCCCUCCUUCAGCCGCCUGAGGGGGACGCAGACUCCUCCCGCGCGGCCCCGGGCGCGGGGAGCGGCCGGGAAACUUACCUGCGCGGAGCGGCUCCCGGAGCUCCCGCGUCGCCGUCAGCCGCGCGGCCGCCGCAGCAUCGCCAGCAGCCGCCGCAGGGCCCCCGCCCGCCCCGGCAGCGCUGUCCUGUGCCGCACUUUUCCGAGCCUGGGAAGUCGGCGGAGGGCUCGGAGGCCACCAGAUCGUCUUGAUAAGAAUUCCAGGUUUUCCCCUCGAGCGGUUCUGAUACUAUCAAUUAAAAGCAAUGGCCUUGGGCAGAGCGCUCAGGAGGUGGGGAGUGCGCGGGCAGGCGCGCAGAACCUCAAGAAUAAAGGUAUUCCAGGUAUAAGCACCCAAAGAGACCCUCUUUCCCAUGGGCAACUCCACGCCCCUCGCCCUACAUCAAACCAUCACAGGACGCGAGCGGGAAGUGUCCUCUCCGCGUCCAGGCGCCCCACCUCUCUGACCUGGCUACGCACGGGAUGCUCCCCGGAUCGCCGGCGCGCCCACACUGGAGCCGGCCACCGCCCGGCGCGGGCGCAAUGGAUGGCCAUCACCGCCCACCCUCACGCACGUUUGCGCGCAGGAGAAAAAAAAAAGAAAAAGAUCAAAAACUCAUACAGUUCUCCACCUGCCGGUCCUUCCUGGAUUUGGGCCGAGCCCGGGGACCCCUUCCAAGCCUAUAAAGUCUGUGAAGGACCGCUGGCGGGAAGCGGCCCCGGGGACUCAGGUGAAAUGAGUCUGGAGCUGCGCUCAGCGCAUCCUCGAACUGGCCCGUGGGGGCUGUGUUUGACCCUGGGGGCGAAACUACGGGUAAAGCAGCCUCCGCCAGAAUUUCAAAAACUCCCUGCAGGCCACGGAAUGUUUUAUGCAUCAGAAAGGAAGGCCGGGAUUCAGGUCACUGGGACUGGAAGCCGGGGAAGGGCUCGGCCAGCAGGGCGGGGGGUUGGGGGGAGGGCAGGCGGGAGCAGCCUGAAGCCAUCCAGGCCUCCCGUGCGGGGCUGCGGGCUUUUUCCCCGCCAGCCACUCACUGCUUGCUCGUCCUGUCUCUUUCAAGGAAAGCACAGUCCUUUUGCUCCCUGGCACAGCCCUAAGCUAGGGCACUGAUUGCGGAAGCUAUAAAGAGGCAGGCUCCUGCCCCUGGGAAGGGGGAUGUCGAGCCUUUUCAUGUGCUCCAACCCUGCGCAGUAGCCUCCAGCGAGGUCGGCCCCUCCGGCCUGGAGCUGUAGUGGAUUGUGACUCCGAUCCCGGGGCUCUUGCACCCUCGUCUGUUUUUGAUUUGUCGGACUUUUCAUGGGGCACCCACCUUUAAUGCCUUGAAUUUAACGUGGUCAAACAAAACAAAAAUCAGUAGAACCAGCAGAUCGAAUACAGAGGAGGGAUUGAGUGGUGUCCCUCCACCAGCGGCUCCACCACCACCUUGUGAUUUCUAAAAAGCAACGUCCAGAUCCCUGCCUGGCCCUUUUGGGGAGUCACGCGCUUGAGAACACUUGUGAAAAGCUUCAGGCAUGGCCUCGAGGACUAGGCGUUCUGCUUGCCCACUCACUGACCCAGAUAAAAAUUAGUCUGUAUUUUAUACACAAGGCACACAUCAGGAGUACCCAGAAUAAGUCCAUAUAAGUAAGCCCACAGGAAUGUCCCCAGACUACGUUACCUGUUAAUAUAAAUGUAAAGCCAAGAUUUCAGAUUGAGCGUCUAAAUUGAAACUGCUCUGCAUAUGUUACGCAUCUGGCUGAGACACUGUGAAAAUCGAACAUUCAAUAAUUCUCAAUGUCAACGUAAGGUUCCUGUGCCAAAAAAGCAAACUGCUAGGCUGGAUCUCUUUUCCCCACCCUCCCCCGCUCUUUGUAGAUUUCCUGCUGAAGUAUUGAUUGCCAAGGUCUCUGCAAGAUUUGCAAACUUUUACGGUCAUUUAUGAUGCAUGCAAUAAAAAAGAGGUGAUAUGAGCAUGCUAGUUCAAGGUGUAAUGCAAAGAUGUAUUCGGUGCCCUUGGCAACUAUCUGUGGGACCUGUUUGUCUUUGCAGAACACGCCCUUCUCUGCAAUGAACCCCUCUGUGACAAAGAGUGGCCCUUUACAUUUGCAGGGCCUUGGCCCCUCAGUGGAAAGACACGUGUUCAAACCAGAAAAUUCGGUUAUUUCAACCUCAUUUCAAACCAGGAAAAAAAAAAUCUAAUCAAAACUGUGGAGAAAAAAAGAAGAAUCUUUUUAAAGCUUCCUACUUCCCUACUAUCUCCUAUCAUAAAGAAAAAAAGAAAAUCGAUUACCGAGUUAUAAUGCAAUCUCUAUCUGCCCCGUGUAUGACAGGGAGCCACAGCACCUUCCCCUGUGAGAAAAUAAAAGGACCGAGUUUACACAGAGACAACACACCAUUUUAGACUGCACGUGCCCAAAGGAGAAAGAAAAAAAAAAAUCUUGAAGUUUUAUGUGAAAAUACACGCCUAGUUAAAUACAGAUUGGUUGCUGGAUUUGUUUUACAAUUUUUCAAUAAAGAAAGUAAAUACGCAAGAAGGCUGUUGUUUUACUCUCUAAUUGUAGACAGAACC
Messenger RNA from Equus caballus (horse), 2908 nucleotides. NCBI's taxonomy places the organism in Eukaryota, Metazoa, Chordata, Mammalia, Perissodactyla, Equidae. The record is from RefSeq and is a predicted model, not a curated record.